AUGAGGGACACCACGACUGACACCAUCAUCUGGAGCAGAGCAGAAGAGGCCGAUGCCACUCUUACAGAGGAGGCCGAGUUUCCUCUACCGCUUGGAGGUGAUGCGCCGCAGGAUGCAGUGGAAGUCGAGAUCGAAGUUGAGGACGAGCAAGAUGAAGAUCAGUCACAGCCCGUUGCCGCCGUUGAGCUCCCCGUUGAAGAUGUUCCCGCAGCUCCACGUGUCACGUUCAACACUGACAUUGAAGUGGUGCCCAUCUCCUCAACGAGAAGGACCGACUCCCUUUUGGAAAUCAUCCCUCACGAGAAGGAGAUCGAGGACACUGGUGGAGAAGUGCCCAGGAGCCAUGCGGCUGGUACAUAG
Symbiodinium natans is the source of this 360-nucleotide messenger RNA. The record is from the annotation of a GenBank genome assembly. Lineage: Eukaryota; Dinophyceae; Suessiales; Symbiodiniaceae.